Messenger RNA from Melanaphis sacchari, 826 nucleotides. RefSeq names its product proliferating cell nuclear antigen (gene PCNA). Lineage: Eukaryota; Metazoa; Arthropoda; Insecta; Hemiptera; Aphididae. Gene Ontology annotation, molecular function: DNA binding; DNA polymerase processivity factor activity. Bases 1 to 780 code for a protein of 259 amino acids. The record is from RefSeq and is a predicted model, not a curated record. Gene Ontology annotation, biological process: leading strand elongation; translesion synthesis; mismatch repair. Gene Ontology annotation, cellular component: PCNA complex. The transcript has 5 exons.
AUGUUUGAAGCAAGACUUUUGAAAAGUGGCCAGCUCAAAAAGAUUUUGGAAGCCAUUAAGGAACUUUUAAAAGAAGCGACAUUUGAUUGUUCUGAUUCUGGGAUUCAACUUCAGGCCAUGGAUGACGCCCAUGUUAGCUUAGUAUCUAUGUGUUUAAAAAGUACUGGUUUUGAUAAGUUUCGUUGUGAUCGGAACUUAUCAAUGGGUAUUAAUCUAGAAAGUAUGGUGAAAAUUAUGAAAUGCUGUUCUAAUGAUGACAUUAUGACUAUCAAAGCACAAGAUAAUGCAGAUACUCUUAGUAUUAUGUUUGAGACAUCAAACCAGGAGAAAAUGUCAGACUAUGAAAUGAAACUUAUGAAUUUGGAUCAAGAACAUCUUGGCAUUCCUGAAACAAAUUAUUCUUGCGUAAUUAAGAUGCCUUCAACUGAGUUUGCAAGAAUUUGCAGAGAUUUGAGUCAGUUUGGAGAAUCUGUUAUUAUUGCUUGUACCAAAGAUGGUGUAAAAUUCUCUACAUCAGGUGACAUAGGAUCAGCCAAUGUCAAACUUUCUCAAAGUGCAUCAAUUGAUAAAGAAGAAGAAGGAGUUACCAUUGAAAUGCAACAAGCUGUAUGUUUGACAUUUGCUUGUCGUUACCUGAAUUUGUUUUGCAAAGCAGCUCCUUUAUCUCCACAAGUUAUUUUAUCGAUGUCUGGUGAUGUUCCAUUAGUAGUAGAAUACCAAAUUGAAGAGUUGGGUUUUAUUCGGUAUUAUUUAGCUCCUAAAAUUGAAGAAGAUGAUUAAUUUUGAUUGUAUUAUUUAUCUAAAAUAGAUCUUAAGAACAAACUUA